AUGGGGUGCUCUUUAGAACCUGGAGGAAGUUCUCGAUUCUCCCAUGUGGUUCGCCACGGAACCUCCCAUUUUCUCAACGAAAAGGUCCGUCUCCGGGCUCCUCCCUGUGGAAUGUCGACGCAGGAGACGCACAGGGACUCGUACAAUCUAUCCGCAUAUGGUUCUACCCCCGUCUUUUCUACUUUUCUCCCCAGCAUUGAGUUUUUCGUCUCUAUCUUUUCGACCAAUCGCCCUUUAUAUUUGACUCCCGCCAUUUUAUCUCCCAUAUUCAAUUUGGAGAUUUUAUUUUGCAUGCUAUUCUUUUCCUCUCCAGGAUUUUCAACUCAUCUCCGUUGCAUUUCUUUCAAAAACCGACUCUCAUUUUGCUUUCUUGAGCGGGAAAAUGAAAGGAAGGAAAACUUCUUUCUUUCGUUCUUUCUUUCUUUCUUUCUUUAUUUAUUUAUUUAUUUCGUUCUUUCUUUCACAAACUCUUUUUUUAAUUCGAUCUUUUCAUCUUUCCUUUUUCUUACUUUCGUUCUUUUCUUUUUUCAUUCAUUUUCUUCUUUCUUUCUUUCUUUCUUAUUUACGUUCUUUCUUUCUGUCAUUUUCGCUGACUUUCGUUCGUUCUUUCUUUCUUUCUUUCAUUCGUUCGUUAUCUCCUUUCUUUCUUACUGUUAUUCUUUUUUCUUCCUUUUUUCUUUUCUUUCUUUCUUUCGAGUUUUCUUUCGUUCUUUCUUUCUUUCGUUUUUUCUUUAUUUAUUUCGUUCUUUCUUUCACAAACUCUUUUUUAGUUCGCUCUUUUCUUCUUUCUUUCGUUCUUUCUUACUUUCGUUCUUUUCUUUUUCAUUCGUUCUUGUCUUCUUCGUUUCUUUCUUAUCUUCUUUCUUUCGUUUUUCUUUCUUUCUUUCUUUCUUUUUUGCUGUCAUUCUUUUUCCUUCCUUUCAUUCUUACGUUCUUCCUUUCUUUAUUUCUUUCUUUCUUUUAAAUGUUUUUUUCUCUUUGUCGUUAUCUACAAUUUCUUUUCUAUCUUUCUUUUCUUUUCUUUUCUUUCUUUCUUUCCUUUUUCCUUUCUUUCUUUUUUCUUUCUUCCUGCUAAGAUUCCCUUUAUCCCACACGAUCCCCACCAUUCAUUUCUUUCUCUCUUUCUUUUUCGCUUUUUUUUCUCGUUCAUUUCUUUCUUUCUUUUUCUCUUUUUUGUCUCGUUCAUUUCUUUCUUUCUUUUUCUCUUUUUUGUCUCGUUCAUUUCCUUCUUUCUUUCUUUUUCGCUUUUUUGUCUCGUUCAUUUCUUUCUUCCUUUCUUUUUCGCUUUUUUGUCUCGUUCAUUUCUUUCUUCCUUUCUUUUUCUCUUUUUUGUCUCGUUCAUUUCCUUCUUUCUUUCUUUUUCGCUUUUUUGUCUCGUUCAUUUCUUUCUUCCUUUCUUUUUCUCUUUUUUUUCGUUCAUUUCCUUCUUUCUUUCAUUUUCGCUUUUUUGUGUCGUUCAUUUCUUUCUUUCUUUUUCGCUUUUUUGUCUCGUUCAUUUCCUUCUUUCUUCUUUUCUUUUUCGCUUUUUUGUCUCGUUCAUUUCUUUCUUUUUCGUUUUUUUGUCUCGUUCAUUCCCUUCUUUCUUUCUUUUUCGCUUUUUUGUCUCGUUCAUUUCCUUCUUUCUUCUUUUUCUUUUUCCUUUUUUGUCUCGUUCAUUUCCCUUCUUUCUUUCUUUUCCUUUUUUGUCUCGUUCAUUUCUUUCUUUUUCUUUUCGCUUUUGUCUCGUUCAUUUCCUUCUUUCUUUCUUUUCGCUUUUGUCUCGUUCAUUUCUUUCUUCCUUUUCUUUUUCGCUUUUUGUCUCGUUCAUUUCUUUCUUCCUUUCUUUUUCUUUUUGUCUCGUUCAUUUCCUUUUUUUCUUUCUUUUCGCUUUUUGUCUCGUUCAUUUUCUUUCUUCCUUUCUUUUCUCUUUUUUUCGUUCAUUUCCUUCUUUCUUUUCAUUUCCUUUUUUGUGUCGUUCAUUUCUUUCUUCUUUUUCGCUUUUUGUCUCGUUCAUUUCCUUCUUUCUUCUUUUCUUUUUCGCUUUUUUUGUCUCGUUCAUUUCUUUCUUUUUCGUUUUUUUGUCUCGUUCAUUUCCUUCUUUUUUCCUUUCUUUUUCGCUUUUUUGUCUCGCUCAUUUCUUUCUUUCUUUUUCGCUUUUUUGUCUCGUUCAUUUCCUUUUUCUUUCUUUUUCGCCUUUUUGUCUCGUUCAUUUCUUUCUUUCUUUUUCGCUUUUUUGUCGCGUUCAUUUCCUUCUUUUUUCCUUUCUUUUUCGCUUUUUUGACUCGCUCAUUUCUUUCUUUCUUUUUCGCUUUUUUGUCUCGUUCAUUUCCUUUUUCUUUCUUUUUCGCCUUUUUGUCUCGCUCAUUUCUUUCUUUCUUUUUCACUUUUUUGUCUCGUUCAUUUCCUUCUUUCUUCCUUUCGUUUUCGCUUUUUUGUCUCGUUCAUUUCCUUCUUUCUUUCUUUUUCGCUUUUUUGUCUCGUUCAUUUCCUUCUUUCUUUCUUUUUCGCUUUUUUGUCUCGUUCAUUUCUUUCUUCCUUUCUUUUUCGCUUUUUUGUCUCGUUCAUUUAGAUAAUCUUUUCUUUCUUUUUCGCUUUUUUGUCUCGUUCAUUUCUUUCUUCCUUUCUUUUCUUUUUUUUCGUUCAUUUCCUUCUUUCUUUUCAUUUCGCUUUUUUGUGUCGUUCAUUUCUUUCUUUCUUUUCGCUUUUUGUCUCGUUCAUUUCCUUCUUUCUUCUUUUCUUUUUUCGCUUUUUUUGUCUCGUUCAUUUCUUUCUUUUUUUCGUUUUUUUUGUCUCUUAAAAUUUUCUUUCUUUCUUUUUAAUUAUAAUUUAUCUUUGUCGUUCCUGUCAUAUUUUUUUCUUUUUUUCUUUCUUUCUUUCUUUUCUUUUCUUUUCUUUCUUAAUUAUAAUUUAUCAUUUAUUUGUUUCUUGUCAUAUUUUCUUUUCUUUUUUCUUUCUUUGAAUGGAAAAAAUUAUAAUUUAUCUUUAUUUUUAAAUGUAUGUAUCAUCUUUUCUUUCUUUCUUUCUUUCUUUCUUUCUUUCUUUCUUAAUUAUACAAUAAUUUUAUUUGUUCCUUUUAUUUUAUUGUCUUUCUUCCUUCCUUUUUCUAUCUUCUUUUUUGUCGUUCCAUUUUUCUCUCUUUCUUUCUUUGUUAAUGAUUCCUUGUAUUUCUUUUUCGCUAUUCUCUUUUCAUUUCUUUUUCUUUUACGUCCCGCUUUCUUUUCUUUUUCGUACACUUUGCUCAAUAUUACUUCUUUUAACUUUUCAUUAUUUUCCUUCGUUUUACUGUAUAUCUUAUUUAUUACAAUUCUUUCGCUUUUUGCUGCUUUCCUCUCAAUAUUUCCGAAACCAAAUGUCUAUUCUUGA
Messenger RNA from Acanthosepion pharaonis, 3342 nucleotides. NCBI's taxonomy places the organism in Eukaryota, Metazoa, Mollusca, Cephalopoda, Sepiida, Sepiidae. The record is from the annotation of a GenBank genome assembly.